Phycodurus eques (leafy seadragon) is the source of this 710-nucleotide messenger RNA. It is a transcript of the gene mrpl41, whose product is annotated as mitochondrial ribosomal protein L41. Lineage: Eukaryota; Metazoa; Chordata; Actinopteri; Syngnathiformes; Syngnathidae. Gene Ontology annotation, cellular component: mitochondrial large ribosomal subunit. The coding region runs from base 148 to 555 and encodes 135 amino acids. The transcript is spliced from 2 exons. Gene Ontology annotation, molecular function: structural constituent of ribosome. The record is from RefSeq and is a predicted model, not a curated record. Gene Ontology annotation, biological process: translation.
UCUGCAAGAGUAUCUUGGGUUCUAAUUGGUGAGCACUGUUGCCCUCCGGCCAAUCGACAGACGUUUUGUUUGACGGUCGUUCACGUUAUUUUCUGUGGAACGCGUGUGCGAGGUUUCCUGUUCUGCAAUAUACGCGGUUGUGGCACAAUGGGUGUAUUGUCCACACUGAUAAGGGGCCUGACGAGGGGAGCAGACAGAAUGUCGGAAUUCACCAGCAAGCGAGGUUCAAGGACUCACAAUAAAGGCAGAGGUUCAAGACCCGCCGGAGUGAAUCUCCCCAGCAGAAAGUUCCUGGCGAUAAAGGCCAUGAUUCCUGAGUUUGUGGUACCGAAUCUGGACGGCUUCAAACUCAAACCGUACGUAUCGUACCGCUCCCCGAAGGGAAUCGAGCCUCCGGCGACCGCAGAGCGUCUGUUCGCCGAGGUGGUGGCUCCUCGCAUCGAGAGAGACUUCAUUGAAGGGGUUUAUGACAAAGAGCAACUGACGAAAUACGGAUUUGAACCCACACAGGAGGGGAAGUUGUUUAAAUUGUAUCCCAAGAACUAUGUGCGCUAAAGUUCAAGUUACAGGAUAUGACAUCAACGCUUGAGUGAGUUGAGAUGCGGGGUACAUAACCAGCAAUUAAAGCUUCCUUGGAAACAUCAUGCACCAGAAAAUCCUUUGUAUUUUGCUUCUCAUCGAUAGCAAAACUUUAUUCCAUUUUGGAAUGA